CUCCCGAGUAUUACUACUUAAAGGUUAGCUUUAGCCUUCUACCGCCUAAGACGUAGACAGCAAAAUUGAAGGUAGUUGAAAUCCAACCUGUCUCUACGUUCUUCGAGCUUCUGUCAUCAUGGCCGAGCAUCCUUCGUUUACUCUUGCCGUCCUCUUGCCUGUAGGGGGUGUCUUUGGGUACCUGCGGACACGCUCAGCACCGUCCUUGAUUGCGGGUCUUGGACUUGGAAUCUCAUAUGCGUACUCUGGUUAUUUGAUCAAAGAGAACAAGGACUUUGGAACAGAACUUGCCUUGGGAAACAGCAUUCUUCUUCUAGGCUCUGCAAUCCCUAGAGUCGCUAAAACGCGGGCCAGGGCCCCUAUGCCUUUAAUACUCGGGACCACUGGGUUAUUGGCAUCAUACUACUAUCAAAAAAAGGUCCGGGAAUUUCGAUUUGGGGUUUAGAUACUAGACCCAUAGCCGGCAAUGUCUGAUAGAAACUUUCAACUGUGUAUUUGCCUAGACAUGAGUCCCUAUCCUUUUAGUAGGCCAAGCAAAUUUCGAGCCUGUGAUGAGUUUGCAAAAUAUUGUCUCAUGUAUGGUGUUUCAAGGUGCGCAAUAAGCUUGUCUACACAGCGAGUUACGUUAUGAAACGUUAUAAUUAAGUUCUGUAACCAUGUCUCAUCCUUGGGUUGGAGCCCGCUUAGAAAUCGGGGUAUAUCUUGGCAGCGUCCAGUAGAAGAAUCAGAC
Messenger RNA from Aspergillus wentii DTO 134E9, 730 nucleotides. Its product is annotated as TMEM14 family protein. The record is from RefSeq and is a predicted model, not a curated record. Bases 119 to 445 code for a protein of 108 amino acids. NCBI's taxonomy places the organism in Eukaryota, Fungi, Ascomycota, Eurotiomycetes, Eurotiales, Aspergillaceae. The transcript has 3 exons. Gene Ontology annotation, cellular component: membrane.